CUUUGAACCAACGCUUGCGCUGAUAGAGCGACUUCCAGAAUAACUUUGGGUGACUGAAUCAUUCUAAAUCCCGUGUCUUCUUUCUCGUUUUUGGAUAAAGGAGUUGGUUUCUAUUAUUAAGAUGACCGGGGAAACGCGAUUGGUGCUGUGGUAACGUUACAAGCCAUUAAUUGCCUUUGGGUAACGUUGCCGGCUAGGUUAUUACAUUCAUUUUACUGGAAGUUGAGUGUAUGCUGUACGUAGUUUGUAUUAAUUUGGAAUAAUGGGAAGUGUGUGACGUUAAGUGUCAGUCCUUAUCAUCAAGCGUCAAGAACUUUGCUAACUAGCAACUGUUAGCAACUUGCUAGCCAACUAUACUAGCUGACUGAUGCAUUUAGCUAGAAGUACAGCUUCCAUACCAGUUUAAAGGUUGAAGUAACUUUAUUUCAAUUACUAUUAAGUAAUUUAGCAGACACAAUAUUUGGUCUGGAACUCGUAAUUUUCAGUUGAGAUUAUUUGGUGUGUGAGUCAGCUCAAUUGGUUUCAACUUGCCUAAGGGAUUGAUGAGCUGCUGAGAGUGUGAUAACCUAUUGAGUUAAACAUGGCUCGUAAUGGAUUUAAGGGGGAGUAAGGCUGGAGAAAGCAGCUUGACUCGGCACUUGGUUAGCAGUAAGUCACAACAGAAAAGAGAUGGGGUACUUUACCCCCUCAAGCCGACAACAUGUUGCAUUUAAUUCUCUAUUUUAAGAGCAUUAAGGGUCUGGAUUGUGAACAGGUGUUAACACAGCAGUAACCAAAAGUAAAUGCUACAGCGUGUGUACUACGAGAGGAAAUACGUCCAGUUGCAGUUAGCUGGGAAAUAGGUUUUCCUGUCAUUUUGUGUAUCAGUGUGGAUGUUUAGCCAUUUUGAGAGUCUGAGCUGCCAUAAAAAAACAAUGGAAACCAUAGAACACAGGAUAGAGAAGCAGUUUGUAGGCAGGGAUCCAAACCACUUGCGGGAACCUGAGAGAUACAGUUUGGACCAGAGAAAUGUCGAUGGAGAAGGAUGGAGGCUGGUGGAUGUGCUCCUCACUGGAGGGGCACCAUGGGGUUUUACCCUCAGGGGAGGCCAGGAACAUCACGAACCUCUUCUCAUAACUAAGGUAGAGGAGGGUAGCAAGGCAGCAGCUGUCAGGCUCCAGGUUGGAGACGAGCUGGUCAACAUCAACGACGUCCCCCUGAGCGGCUACCGGCAGGAGGCCAUCUGCCUUGUCAAGGGAUCCCACAAGACCCUCACGCUGGUGGUGAAAAGGAAAAUGAAAAUGGUGGAUAUUGUAGCACAGAAAAUGCCAUCAGAGAGUGACGUGCAUGUGGCCAGGAGCUUUCUCACGAAGAUUUUGCGAAGUUCCAUGAGAAAGAACCGCUUCAAAGGGAGGAAUGAACCUGUAAGCAGGCCUCACUCCUGGCAUUCAACCAAGUUCAACGAGGGCCAAUCGGAGACGUCCAAAGCACAGUCAACACCCUCGCCAGUCUGGCAAACAAGAUAUGAUGCAAGUUCAUCCUCAACAGAUCUCUCAUCUGGCUGGGACCAGACAAACCUGCGCCGAGUGUCUGACCAGUUCAGUUCUCUGGGCAGCAUGGAAAGCCUAGAGCACGCGCCCCACCCUUACCCACCUGGGCGUCUGUCUCCAGGGAAGUCCAACAACAACAGCGUGGAGCACCUCGGAGGCGGCAAACGUGACUCAGCAUACAGCUCUUUUUCCACGAGCUCUGGCACACCAGAUUAUACCCUUUCUAACAGUAACGCAGCCUCCACUGAAAACAUGCUUUAUAAGGUCAACCAGUGGGACUCGGGCAGUAGGCACACCAAUGGAAGGCAUAGUGUUGGUGAAGGGGUGCGGCAGGAUGAGCGUCCAGGCUACCUACAGUUGCCCUCGGGCACGGGAAGUGGCGAGCCGUCCAGGACUGAGGAACAGUCAGGCUCCCGGCACUCAAGCUCGAGUCGAACCAACUUUGGACCUGUGUGGCACGUGCCAGACAAGAGGAAGACGUCAGCCCCUUCCCCUCCGCCACCUCCACCCCCAACCCGCAGCGAUAGCUUUGCUGUGACCAAGGUCCACGAGAAAGGAAUGGUAAUCGCUUACCCAGAAGCCCCGGGGGCACAUGCACAAUUGAAGUCUCAAGGCAAAGGGUUAGACUAUCAAGGUAGCGAGAGGGGCUCGGAGGCUCGCCGUAGUUAUAUUCCAAGUAAAAAUGACAUUGUCAGUCCCUACAUUUCAGGAGAGGCCUACAGCCAGCCGCAGUUGAACUCCAACAAGACAUACUCUUUCUCCAGCACUGACGUACGAGUUGGUCUCCCGCCAGCUUAUUCCCACACGCCCUACCAUCAACGACAGUACAGUGAUGAGAGCACUUUACAUGCCCAGGCCAGGGCUGUGUCAGCACCCAGAACUAAGAACAUCAGUGGUUACUACAGCAGCAUGCAAGAGCUGCCCACCAACAACCACUCUCAGAUCUACAACCAGAACCAAGGAAAGACACCAAGCACUUCUUUAUCCUCAAAUGCCAUCGAUCAGAACGCAGACAGCGGAGGCCACAGCCGGUACUACUGUGUUACUUCUAGACAGCCACAGUCAGUAUCCCAGGCCUCCAUAGCAAAGAUGGAAGACUGGAAGGCUGGUUCUAGUCCAGAGAUGGCACAAGGUGGAGGGGAGAGGAAUUCGGUCAGUGCUCAAGGGGGGGUUAUUAAACCCAAGUAUCCUCCAACUCCGGUACUACAGUACAACCUAAACAGUAAUGGACAGUGCAAGCAAGGGGAGAACCAGUACUCUGCUAUCAGCCCUGCUAGUUCACUGGAAGUAUCAAAGGUAACACUAAAUGUUGAGCAGAGGUCAAGUCAGAGAAGGAACAGUGGGCCCGUUUCAGAGCCAUACUACAUGAGCUAUCCGCCGAGUAAGCAAACUGAACAGAGGAGGACUUCUGGCGCUCCAGCGGCAAAGGAGCCUGCCCAGGAGCUUUGGCAGCCCCAGGGGCAUAUUAAGAUAUGCCCACAGAAAACGCCCAUGCUGCACUCCCUUUCCAAAGCAAACUCUGAGCAGGAUGAUGGAGCCCCAGGCAGUGGAGCUGAAGGAUCAAAGGAAGUUGUGGAGAUUGUCAAUGGCAAGCAGGUACGUCGCACUGAUCGGUUCGCCACCACACUGCGCAAUGAGAUCCAGAUGAAGAGGGCUCAGCUGCAGAAGAGCAGAAGCGCCGCUACCCUGAGUUCCACCGAGGAGGCCGAGGAGACGCCAGACCAUUCGCCAACCUCAGCCGAAGGGUCCUUCACAAGCUCUUAUAAAGACCAUCUGAAGGAGGCACAGGCCCGGGUCUUGAAGGCCACCUCGUUCAGAAGGAGAGACUUGGAGCCGGUAUUGCUUGAGCAUCCUGAGCCCCAGCUGCCAGGUCCUCCCACCACAACAGCCAUUAGUCGUAAAGAGGGAGCCUCCCUGCCCAGUGUCUCCGAAGUCCUGCAGACAAAACCUGCGUCCGCUGGCGGCCAGGUGUCCCGCAUCGGGUCGCGGAAGCGCAUUCCUGCAGACAAGAAGGUGCGAUCGUUCUCCGAGCCGGAUAAGAUUCACGAGGUCGGAGUUGAUGAGGACCCCCCAUGCCCCCCAGACAGUGCUGUGUCCUCAGCAGGGCGGCGCAAGCUCUAUGAAGCCACAGGAAAGCCAGCCUUUCCCAAACCACUUCCUAAGCAGCCACAGCAACAUGCCUCCGAUGACCGCAGGGUGACCAGGCCUGGUGGUGGAAUGCCACAGCCAGGGCAGACCGAGGAUGUCACAGAGAGAAAGCGUUCUGGAACUCCUCUGCAGGGCAGUUCCAUGGAGGGCCAAGAUGGCCUCAGCUCAGUGCAGGGGCUGGAGAACCAGAGGUUGGGCACGUUUGCAGAAUAUGAAGCCACAUGGAACAUCCAGAGGAAACCCCCGGAGUCAAAGCCCACGGGAAGGUAUCACUCUGCAGAUAACAUCUUGGACCCAGCUGUGGAGGAGAGAAGUAAACCACCAUGUGUUCACGAGAGGUCCAGGUCCUCCCCCUCUGCUGACUUCUAUGGCCAGAACAUCCCAGUGCGAGGACGGAAAUCAGCCGAGUACGCGCACACAGAGAGCAAGCUCUCCGAGCUACAGAGGUCUGGUACAAGGUUGUCUGACAGAGGACCUAGUGAGUUGCGCGUAAAACCGAAGCCAGUAGAACCCGACCAGUUCCCAGACCUGCCCCCUCCUCCUCUACCACCUCUUCCACCUCCUCCUCCCCCAGCACCUUUGGAGAACCUCGACUCCCCAGCGUGGGACGCCCCUCUCCCUCCUCCCCCUAGUCCUCCUCCAGCCACGCUCCUCCCCGACCCAGUCGACCCUGCUCCACCUCACCUGCACCUGCACCCGCAACCCUAUCCCCAAACCCUCUGGAAGAGACAAGUGCUGCCCCGCCCGGACAGGGAUCUGGAGAUACUGAAGAAGGAGGAGGAGGAGGAGGAGGAGGAGGAGAAGAAAAAGGAGGAGGAAAAGCUGGAGCUGAAGCCGGAGCCUGCGCUGCCCCCGCCCCCGCAGCAGCCCUCGCACGGGGCCCCGGCCCCGCAGCAGCCCUCGCACGGGCCCCCGCCCCCGCAGCAGCCCUCGCACGGGGCCCCGGCACUGGCCAAGCCCACCAUGGAGGGCCAGCGCUCACCCUCGCCCCAGUUCUCUCCCCAGAGGCUGACCGACAAGCCCCCCGUCUCCCUGCAGGAUGAAGCCCCUGAAAGGAUGGAGAGGGUGAGUGAGGACAACAGCGCUGCCAGAAAAGUGCCCAUCAAGAUCGUCCAUGCCGAGAGCGACACGGAGAAGGAGAGCAGGCAGUACCUCCACCCUCACAACGUAGCUGGUGGUGGUGGUGGUGUCGCCAGCGGGACAGGCAGAGAGGCCCCUCAAGCUCCCUUGGGCCCUGGAGCCACUCACCUGACCAGCCUGUCUGGCCCCGAGCAGUCGUACUCCGUCUUCAGUGCCUACUCACGACAGCAGAGGGACCACGGCCCAGAGCCCAGGUCUGCCGCCGACAUGGGGGCCCAGAGGGAGCCGUCUGAGCCCAGGAGAGACCCGCACAAGGGCCCCCAGGCCGAGCACAGGCCCUCGGAGGCCCCAGCAGCACCGCCGACAGAUGCCCCCCACCACGCCCCUCACCCCAGCAGCAACGGGGUCCCAGCAAUGUCCAUCAGCACCCGGCUGCAGUCAGCGGAGGACGAGAAGAGGGAUGAGCUGGCGAGGGACAUCAUCGACAAGGACAAGUCCCUGGCUGACAUCCUGGACCAGAGCAAGAUGAAGACCACUAUGGACCUGAUGGAGGGGCUCUUCCCCCAGGGCGACCAGCUGCUGGAGGGGGCCCUCCAGCGGAGGAAGGCGGCCCCCAAGCAGGCCUCGCCCCGGAGCUCGGAGGAAAGGAAAGCGGAGGAGAGCACCAUGGCAGGCGCCGUUGCCCUGGCGACCAGUUCCACCUACUACAGCACGUCCGCUCCCAAGGCAGAGCUCCUUAUCAAGAUGAAGGACAUGCAGCAGGAAAGUGAAGAGCAGGAGGAUUCAGAGGAGGAGCUUGACCACGAACUGGCCAAUAAGAAGCAAGAGCUGAUCGACAGCCUGAGCCGCAAGCUGCAGGUGCUGCGGGAGGCACGUGAGAGCCUGCAAGAGGACGUGGAGGAGAACAACGCGCUGGGCCAGGAGGUGGAGGUCACCGUGCAGCAGGUGUGCAAGCCCAACGAGCUGGACAAGUUCCGGAUGUUCGUGGGCGACCUGGACAAGGUGGUGAGCCUGCUGCUGUCGCUCUCUGGGCGGCUGGCACGCGUGGAGAACGCCCUCAACAGCCUGGAGGAGGACGCCUCACCUGAGGAGAGGCGGAUCCUGACGGACAAGCGCAAGCUGCUGAUCCGACAGCACGAGGACGCCAAGGAGCUGAAGGAGAACCUGGACCGCCGCGAGCGUGUGGUCUACGACAUCCUGGCCAGCUACCUGGACGAGGAGAGCCUGGCGGACUAUGAGCACUUUGUCAAGAUGAAGUCGGCGCUCAUCAUCGAGCAGCGCAAGCUAGAGGACAAGAUCAAGUUGGGCGACGAGCAGCUCAAAUGUCUGAUGGACAGCCUGCCGCUGGACCAGAGGCUGCCCAUCUGAGGAGACCUCUAGACAGGAGCCGCAUUCGAAAUGUUCACUUAUUCACUCACUCACUUCCUAUAGUGAAUGAGUGAACAUUUUGCAUUUCGACCACAGCUUGUGUGUCCGACAUUCCGUCCAGACCUCCGUCUGGACUACUUCCUGUCCUCCUCUGUGACCCCCACCCCAUCUUGACUGGGCUCAGCCCUUUCAAUCUAUACCAGACAUGGUCUGAUGUUGUUCAGAUGCCACUGAGUGCUUAACUGACUCUGCUCCCUGACCACAGUUUGACCCCCGCACCAACCACUGUGUAGCUCAUCUUAUUUGUCUGGGCAGAGGAAAGAACUGCCAUAUCUUACAAAGAAACAGCCCUUAGCCACAGCUCCCUCUCUGAACUGAAUAGAACUGAACUGAGCUGUCUGGGUUGAGACAUUUUGCACCUUUAGGGCACUUCGGCAGACAGUGCUCCUGACCACAGAAGAACUACACUCUUGACAAACCACUGCUCGGCUUCUCACAAAAUAUAAGUAGCUUUCUGACCACUAGAGGGCAAUGUUGAGAUGGGCUUACGCGUCUGACUGAUCACAUGUUACAUUGUUAAAGCUGUGUGUCUACAUGUCUGUCACACAAACGCAUACACAGACACUAAGACACACACACACACACACACACACACACACACAUCUGAGAAAGUGAACUAAGGUCAUUUCAGUGAGUUUCAGGGCCCACGGUUCUCUUUUUUUCAGAUUCAUCAUGAUGUUCAAUGUCGCUCUCACACUCAGUAAUCUUAUUCAGGGACACCACUGAAGCCUGAUGGUUUUUCAACAGGGCAGCACAUCUCCAAAAAACAACCCAAGACUCUUAGAUGGUGCAUUAUUUCAUACCACAUUGUUCUGUCUUUUUGUGUCACAUCACAACGCAAAAUAAAAUGAAAUCCAUGUUUUUUUUAGUAAUUUAUUGUAGCCCUUUUAAACUUGUACAUAAAUUAGAGUAGGCUACAGUAGUCCUUUUUCCCCCACACACCUGAUUUUAGCCAGGCCAAACGUAUCACAUCGGUCAAUCACUUUUGAGUAGCUGCUUAUCUCUAACAUUGCAUUAACUCUUACUGUAAUUGCUACAUUGCUACGUAACCUGAGACUUGCCUAAAACCGUUCCAUGUUACUCCAUUGUGGAUUCAAUACUUGUCUAUAAAAUACCAGCUGCCUUUCGCUCUG
This is a messenger RNA of Alosa alosa (allis shad), 7318 nucleotides long. It is a transcript of the gene shroom2a, whose product is annotated as shroom family member 2a. Gene Ontology annotation, biological process: actin filament organization. Gene Ontology annotation, cellular component: adherens junction; apical plasma membrane; apical junction complex. The record is from RefSeq and is a predicted model, not a curated record. Bases 873 to 6125 code for a protein of 1750 amino acids. Gene Ontology annotation, molecular function: actin filament binding. The transcript has 13 exons. NCBI's taxonomy places the organism in Eukaryota, Metazoa, Chordata, Actinopteri, Clupeiformes, Clupeidae.